AGAUAGGUGGAGAGUCAGUGUCGUCUGUGUAUAUAUAACGAAGGUCUCAAGGUGGAGAGUCAUUUGAAUAUUUUUUUCAACAAUUUUCACUAAUAUGUGGAUAAUCGUGAUAGCCAUUUCAAGAUUACGGUUUUGUAUUAAGGAACAAUGAGUCGCUCAAGUAGAACACUCUAUGUUGGCAAUCUUCCCGGUGACAUUCGUGAGCGGGAAGUAGAAGAUCUCUUUUACAAAUAUGGACCGAUAGCCCAUAUUGAUUUGAAAAUCCCACCAAGACCCCCUGGUUAUGCUUUUGUUGAGUUUGAAGAGGCUCGUGAUGCUGAAGAUGCUAUUAGAGGUCGCGAUGGUUAUGAUUUUGAUGGGCACCGGCUACGGGUGGAGCUUGCACAUGGAGGUCGUGGAAAUUCAUCAUCAAUCGAUCGUUACAGUUGUUACAGCAGUGGGUGUGGUCCCCAUGGUGGAGUGUCCAGACGCUCUGAAUAUUGCGUGUUAGUCUCCAGAUUGCCUAGCUCUACUUCUUGGCAAGACGUUAAGGAUCACAUGCGUCGAGCGGGGGAUGUGUGCUUCUCCCAAGUUUUUCGCGAUGGAAGUGGUACAACAGGGAUUGUGGAUUACACAAACUAUGAUGACAUGAAAUAUGCAAUUAGGAAACUUGAUGACUCUGAGUUUCGGAAUGCUUUUACUCGAGCAAUAGUUCGUGUAAGGGAGUAUAAAUCAAGCCGAAGCCGAAGCCGUAGCCGAAGCCAAAGCCGAAGUUGGAGCCGGAGCUAUUCCAGAAGCCGCAGUCGUAGUCGCUCUUACUCGAGAGGCAGGAGCUACAGUCGCAGCCGGAGUUUGAGUCAGAGCAGGAGCAGGAGCAGCAAGUCUCCGAAAGCCAAAUCUGUGCGUCGAUCACCUGCUAAAUCUCAUUCAAGAUCUGCUUCUCGUUCUCGUUCUGGAUCAAAGCCACGUUCUCUGUCAAGAUAUGGAUGUAUGCGGCUAUCUGGGGAUUGGAUAGUAGGAUCUUGGUGGGAUGUGGUUCAAAUGCCUGCAACUCUUGUGGUUGCGAAGAUUGGGAACAAUGAAGUUCAUGGGUUGUGAUGUUAAAGCUGGACUAUGAACUAAGUGCUAUUGGAAUUUGGGAACCACCAUCCUUCUGCGGUGGAACAAUUAUACUGUCAUUGCUUUUUCAACAUUGCCAAGCUAAUAGAACACAGUAUCUGGAUUCUUUGUUGGUCUUUUGGGCAUCCUGUCACUGGUGUCUUAAACAAGCAUUGUAAUGCUUUCAUCAAGAGGCAUCAAGGCUCUUGGAGCACAGUAGUUACAAGGGACUUGUGGAUAUUAAAUUUGGGUUGUUUCUGGAACUUUUGCAGAUCUCCAUCAAGAUCCAGAUCUCCCGUACCAUCUGUAAGUGAAACCUCACAUUCUUUUUUAGCAAUGUUUUGAAACCUAGAUACUGGUUCUGUUGAUUGCCCAUAUUCUUCUUGCCUAUGAACUUGAAGUUUUGGGGCAAUUUAAUCUGGUUGAACCCUCAUUAGCUAAUUAAUAAGUUUGAAUAUCUUAAAGAGGGUUUACCUGUUGAACAUCCUGAUGUCUUCCGUGGGUAAAUAGACUAUCUAUAGUUACAAUAAUCUUGAUUUAUAUGAACCUGCCAUUGUUUUCUUUGUAUUGCCUUUUAUUUUGAAUUUGAUUAUCUUCAGUGGCAGAAACGCAUGAGUGAAAGCCCGAAAAAGCACAGUUCUAGUCGGAGCCGGAGUAAGAGUGUGUCCAGGUCCCAUUAUUUUGCACCAUAUUUCUAAUUUUUACUUUUAGGCAUUUGAUUCCUUGGUGGCCAAAUUUGUGUUAUCAUUCAUUUUUUCUGUUUUGUUAUUAUCAAAUACGUCAGCCAUGGUUCUGAUUGCAAUUAUGUUUAGGAGGGGAAAUUUCUUUGCCUGAUAUUUACGUUUGUGGGUUAACAGUGGGUUCAUCUGCCACAAUUAAAAAAAUAGACUGGAGUUUGGAUGGAUUUGGAAUAGUGAUUGUGUGUUAUCAUUUUCAGCUAAUUUCUAAAAUGUUUGUUGAACUAGAACCCAUCAUCUACCAAA
Molecule: messenger RNA, 2060 nt
Organism: Camellia sinensis
Lineage: Eukaryota; Viridiplantae; Streptophyta; Magnoliopsida; Ericales; Theaceae
Source: RefSeq, a predicted model, not a curated record